AUGCGGUGCUCUGCGCGGCGUGCCAACGUGGCGGCGCUGUACGAGUUCGUUGAUGGCAACUUCCUCAACAACAAGCGGCCCGCCAUCCCGGGUGGGGCGUGGCCGCUGGAGAGCUUGCGCCGCAAGAGUCUUGCCGACCUGCAGCAAAUAUGGUUGUCCUUGCUGAAGGAGCGCAACAUGCUGAGCACCAUCAAAGAACACUACCUGAGGCAUCAGGAGGAGCUUGGGGCGAUGCCGGCGCCGUCGCGGCUGAAGAUGGUAGAGGAGUCGAUGGAAAAUGUGAAGAAGGUCGUGAAGGAGCGCGACGCCGAGGCGACGGCCGAGGCCGUGCGCAUCUUCAAGGAGCGUCUCGCCAAAGGCAUCUACCGCUACCCACCAGGGCCGCCACCCCCACCUGGGGCCCACGAUCCGACGAGCACGGUGAAGCUGGUGCUGAGUCGCCGCGUCGACGAGGAGCGGCUGCGGGAGUUGCUUGGCCGCUUCGACGUGUUUGAGGCGCACAAGGGCAUUGUGACGCUCACGAUGCAGCUGCCCGAGGAAGUCCUGACGCAGAAGCGCGAUGCGGAGCAACUGUGGCAGCAGUACAUGGCAGAGCGGCGCGAUGUGGAGGAGUACUACAAGUGGCCGGGCAGCAGCACGGGGAAUGCCGAGUCGGCAAGUGUGUACGACCACACGGUGGUGGAGCUUGCCCCGGGGGUGUACAGUGGACACGGCGGCACAUCAGCAGAAGAGUCGAACUGUGCGGGCGACAGCAACGCCGGCGCUCACGGCGUCGUCCAGGCAGCGCGGCUGUCGGUGCCACCACCCAAGACCCGGCCCCCGCCCCCGCGCAGCCCACUCGACCACAUCAAGUACCAGCAGCGCUCUGUUCUCAGCAAGGCGGUCAUUCAGCUCGGCUACUUCCCCAACAUCACGACAACGGCGCCGCGGUUCACCAAGGCGGAUGACGUGCCGCGUCCCGUACACCCGGACGAAAUCGAGGGUCCGUGGGAGGUGCGCGUCACCUACGACACAAAGGACGGACUGGCCUACGUGCAGUCUCUCGCCCUGACGUCCAUCGACGGUGCCGCUGUGCUCUCCGUGGAGGAGGAGUUUCCCGCAGCGGCGCAGCCGUACGCUGCCGUGGACCCGGCCUACCAGGAGGCCGUCCGCUGCGAGAUGGCGCAGGAAGAGACCCUGAUGAAGUGGCCGAACGUGCCAGCGUGGAAGUACCAGUACGACCUCUACACCAAGAAGCACAUUGCCCAGGUGGUGCAGCACAACUACUCGAACGUGGUCGACUACAUUGACCGCGAGGUGCUCCUGACCGGUCGCUCCGUCUGGGAGUCACCGAUCGACAUCGACCCCACGUGCGGCGGCAUGAAGUCGGUGCCGGCGCACGCGAAGAAGCCAAAGCGUUACAUGACACACGGCUUGGGCGAGGUCGGGGUGACGGACAUCUAG
Molecule: messenger RNA, 1443 nt
Organism: Leishmania mexicana MHOM/GT/2001/U1103
Lineage: Eukaryota; Euglenozoa; Kinetoplastea; Trypanosomatida; Trypanosomatidae
Exons: 1
Coding region: 1-1443 (480 amino acids)
Biological process (GO): mitochondrial translation
Cellular component (GO): mitochondrial large ribosomal subunit; mitochondrial ribosome
Molecular function (GO): structural constituent of ribosome
Source: RefSeq, a predicted model, not a curated record